AUGACCCAGGAUGAAUCUGAAUCUGUUGUAGAACUCAUAGAUGGUUUUCUUGGAAACAACAAGUCUCCAGACUAUAAAGAAAUUGUAGCUAACAUGGUCGAAAAUUAUAAAAAACUGGGAUGCAAUAUGGGCGUCAAACUUCAUUUUUUGGAUUAUCACGUUGACUAUUUUCCCGAAAAUCUUGGAGCAGUCAGCGUGGAGCUGGAAAAAAGGUUCUAUCAAGAUAUAAAGGAGAUGUAA
Messenger RNA from Diabrotica balteata, 240 nucleotides. Lineage: Eukaryota; Metazoa; Arthropoda; Insecta; Coleoptera; Chrysomelidae. The record is from the annotation of a GenBank genome assembly.